This is a messenger RNA of Notolabrus celidotus (New Zealand spotty), 2813 nucleotides long. It is a transcript of the gene map1lc3a, whose product is annotated as microtubule-associated protein 1 light chain 3 alpha. Gene Ontology annotation, biological process: autophagosome assembly; cellular response to nitrogen starvation; macroautophagy. Gene Ontology annotation, molecular function: ubiquitin protein ligase binding. The record is from RefSeq and is a predicted model, not a curated record. The coding region runs from base 150 to 515 and encodes 121 amino acids. The transcript is spliced from 4 exons. Gene Ontology annotation, cellular component: autophagosome; cytosol; autophagosome membrane. NCBI's taxonomy places the organism in Eukaryota, Metazoa, Chordata, Actinopteri, Labriformes, Labridae.
UUGACUCGCUUUGUUUGUCCGGAGCUGUUUUGGCUUCAGACUGAGACCGGAGGAGGGACCAGAAACACUCUCUUUGUGACCGAGCUGCGCUGUAAGCAGUUGUGCUGCGUAUUAAUAAGGUUAAUAACUGAGUAAUAACACUAACAGCGAUGCCGUCCGAAAAACCCUUCAAACAAAGGAGGACAUUUGCUGACCGGUGCAAAGAGGUCCAGCAGAUCCGUGAUCAGCACCCCAACAAGAUCCCUGUGAUCAUUGAGAGAUACAAGGGAGAGAAGCAGCUGCCCGUUUUGGACAAGACCAAGUUCCUGGUACCCGACCACGUCAACAUGAGUGAGCUGGUCAAGAUCAUCAGGCGUCGUUUGCAACUGAACCCCACUCAGGCCUUCUUUCUGCUGGUGAACCAACACAGCAUGGUGUCCGUGUCCACCCCCAUCUCUGAGAUCUACGAGCAGGAGAGAGACGAGGACGGCUUCCUCUACAUGGUCUACGCCUCUCAGGAGACCUUCGGCUGCUAGGGAGGAAGAGGGGAAGGGAGAGCGGGACAUCUUCAGGUGCAGGGAGGAUGGGGAGAGGGUAGAAAGGGGGAGGGGGCGUGAGGGGAAAAAGGGGUAUGUGGUGCCAGAACCCGACCAGAAACCACCAACUCCAUAAUCCUCUCCACUUUGUUGCAUUGCAGGCCCACGUAGCAGCACCUCCCUUCAGUCAGUCAGUGUACAUGUGACAGACACCCCCUUUGUCCCCCUCUCUCUGUCGUAGUAAAGCACCCUCUUCAUAUUGGUCAGUAAAUGCAACACUAGCUACAGAAACCAGAGGACACGAGUGUCUCUCCUGCCCUCAGAGUUCAUUAUACCUGUGACCUCUGAGAGUUUCUACCUUUAUUUUCUCUUUUAACCCACACAGGCUGAGGGCUCUUAUUUUGAAAAGGUGGGAAUAAAUCAACCAAUGAGUUUGGAUUCUGGGAGUCAAACUCAAAAAUUUGACAUAUUUGUGUAUUAAGACAUGACACAGUAAACAUGAAACCAGGCAGUCGCUUGCAAGAGUUGGGUGUAAUUGGAAGUUCAGAUUUAGACGUUGAAGCCCUUACUAAACACAGCAGGGUUCAGAAGCUGUCAGCCCAUAUUCUCCUUCAGCGGUAGUACAAGUUAGACGUUAGAUUCUUAAAGUUGUUGUUUUACUUUUUAACUUUUUUAACUCACAUUUUAGUAUUUUUAAUUAUUGUCUUCUGUUUGAGAUAUUAGCUGUAGUUUAGUUUGUGUUGUAAAGCGAGUGCUGGGUUUGUUUUAAUCAUACAUUUACCGUCAGCCUGACGCUCAACCUGCCAGCUCACCACUGGCUGCAGAGUCGCUGACAAUCAGGAUAACAAUGACUGUAAUACUCGUAGAUUUGAAACAUUUACAGUAAUUUCUCAUGUGCAAUAUUUCCCCGUCGUACACUUCAAGGUCCCCGCUGUAAACUACUGUAAUUUACUAACUGUCAAUCACAGAAGGGAAUUUAGCAUUAGCGUCUUAAGCCACACACUGCUACACACUGUCAGGCAUGUUAACAGACUGAUGUCUUUCUGCUCUGUAAGCACAGCACACCUUUAAUAUCACUACUCACCUGUCUUCCUGACCUGCACAAAGUUCUCACACAUAUAAACACAAACACUUAAUGUCACAACUGACCAAUAAAGGGGGAGGAGAUUUAGGUUUAUACAGUAGUGGAAACACAAGGGAUGCACUCUGCUCCAACAGGCGUAAAGUUAAAUUCUUGCUUGCUUUUCACGCUUCAGAUUGUUCCUCAGAGGAGGGUUUCACGAAUGUGCGAUAUGAAAAUAAAAAGAUGCAAGCAAUAAUCUAGCUUCAAACUAACACUGCUGGUUUGGAUUAGCAGCAUAGGAAGGGAUACAGUCUCCACAGAAACAAACAAGGGGUCACAAGCAAUUAGUUUGAUUACAGGACUGGAUGUUUUGACAAACUGUGUGGUUUCACUUUGGCUGGCCUGGAUAACGCAGCGAAAUGCCAAUAAAAUUAUCCCAUUUUGUACAUGGAGCAGAGCUGACACAGCCUGUGCUUGGCAGAAGUGGAAGCCAGGAAGUAAUCAGAUCCCAGACAAGCUUUCCAGCCGAGGUGAGGUGAACCGGGCCCUGCUUUAAUAUCAUUUUCUCCUCUGAAGACAGCUUGUAAGAACGCUGAGUGUGUCAUGGUAGCGUAGAGUCGAGCAUUAGACGAAAUAAAAUGUAUUUAAUGUUUGAAAUGAAUGAGCUUCUUUUGCACAUAAAUUAAUACAAAUAUAAAAAGAGUUGGCAUAGAAUUUUUUUAGGAUUACUGUAUCUAUAUAACAAUUAUCUCUUCUUCUUUUUUUAUCUGCUCCUCUUCUCUAGAGCUCUGCUGCUCUCUCUCUCUCUCUCUCUCUCUCUCUCUCUCUCUCUCUCUCUCUCUCUCUCUCUCUGUCCGUUCGUCUGUCUGCCUUUGUUUGAUAAGACUUUAUAGACAAAAAAGGUUGUGAUGCACUACAAACCUUGCAUGUUUUGACUUUUUUUUUUAUAUAAAUGUUUAUUGAUUUUACACAUUAGAUAUAAUUGUAUUGUUUUCAUUUACAAGUCUUUUUAGAUGUUUCCCAAACCAAAAACUGAAAAUGUGUACGUGUAUGUUUGAAACAAACAAAAAAAUGUGUGCGUAUAAACGAUCAUAUAAUCGAGCUGUAUUACAAAGUGUGUUUUUCUUUAGGCUUUCUGACAUGGUCACUGUUUGGAGGGGUGUACAUAGAUGCAUUGCUACAACCUUAUUCAAAGCAUUUGCCAAUAAAUAAAAAAAAGUUGCCUUUAAAACGUC